Messenger RNA from Ilex paraguariensis (yerba mate), 363 nucleotides. The record is from the annotation of a GenBank genome assembly. Lineage: Eukaryota; Viridiplantae; Streptophyta; Magnoliopsida; Aquifoliales; Aquifoliaceae.
AUGGCUCAUGGCUCAACACAGCGGUACCCUUACACCGUUACCCAUACCCUUCUCACUCAUCUGCCAUGGCUCAGCGGUAGCACACACCAUUCACACCAACGUACUCAGGGGCAGCACACACACCACCGGGCGACCAGCGACAACUCAGCCCAGGCUAAGAGCAAUUUGAUGGGGGUUUUCAUGACAUUGCACAUAAACAUGGGGGUUUUCAGCAGCACACACAGCGAGAAAGUUCUCUGUGGACAGAAGGUGGUGGACCUCAGUGGGUUAGUCCCAUCGGGUCUCUUCACUCACCCGGGUUCAUGGGUUUCAUGCCCAAAUUGUCAGCUUUGUCCUUGGAGAACAACACGUUCUCAGGCAUGA